Messenger RNA from Melitaea cinxia (Glanville fritillary), 772 nucleotides. RefSeq lists its product as uncharacterized. The transcript has 3 exons. The record is from RefSeq and is a predicted model, not a curated record. Lineage: Eukaryota; Metazoa; Arthropoda; Insecta; Lepidoptera; Nymphalidae. Bases 15 to 713 code for a protein of 232 amino acids.
AAUUGUUGUUUUAGAUGCCCAGAAUUAAAAGAUUUGGCCAAGUUCGUCGUCAACGACCUAAUGCUUAUAGGCGAAAUAUAGGAAAGAGCAUAGAGGAAAAACGAGAUUCUGAAAGCAUGCACACUCUUCGUGGUACAUCAAAGUAUCCAGAAAAUAACCAAACGGGGUUUAGUACUUCCGAUAAAAAUAUUUUGGACCAAUUCAACCCUGAAGCUUCAUUAGUACCAAAGGAGGAAAAUAAAUCUCCCCAGAAAAUAAAAGAAGAAGAUGAGAACAGUUUUAGUUUCGAAGAACACGAUGUGGAGUAUGAACUUCGAAAGAAGCGUUCCAAGAACGAAUCAUCAAUAUACAGGGAGUCAUCACUUGAUGAUAACAUUGAGACUUAUAACUCUAACCAUUUGGAACUCUCGCAGUCUUUGCUUUUGACGUUUAAUGAGAACGAUCCCUUCAACAGUUAUGACAGCAGACCAGACGUGUCAAAGAACUCAAAAUAUCUUGAGGAUAUUGUCAAAUGUUUGUCAAAUUUGACAAAAAACAACACGCAGCGUGAUGAUUGUUUUGACAGUUUCGGCAGGUAUGUAGCAGUCAUGUUGAGAAGUAUGUCAAAACGACGGGCUUUGGAAGUGCAGCCAGAAAUAGUUAAGUUACUGGUUUCUGGUAACAUGGACAGCGGGGAGGGUCACGUCAAUCAGUCAGACCAGUCAGACAUUUAGUGAAAUAAGGCUGUGACUAAUUUCUUUCCAUUUGUAAUAUUAAAUUUAAUUUAUUUGUA